Molecule: messenger RNA, 7610 nt
Organism: Vidua macroura (Pin-tailed whydah)
Lineage: Eukaryota; Metazoa; Chordata; Aves; Passeriformes; Viduidae
Gene: CEMIP
Product: cell migration inducing hyaluronidase 1
Exons: 28
Coding region: 1-4083 (1360 amino acids)
Source: RefSeq, a predicted model, not a curated record
AUGGCUCUACCUACCUGCAAGUAUCUGGCUGGAAGUUUGGGUUUUUUUCUGUUUGUAGUCUCUUCAGUAAGCACAGCAGAAGCAGCUGUCACAUGUCCUGACAGAGAGCCUGAGUUAGAAAUCUGGAACCCAGGUCACAACGAAGAAAACCGCGUUGAAAUCCGCCACGGCAGGAAGCUGCUUCUCUCUUCUUCUGCGACUGUCCACUCUAUCCACAUCACUGAUGGAGGCAAACUGGUCAUCAAAGAUGAUGUGCAGCCCAUCAUUCUGCGUACAAGACAUAUACUCAUUGAAAAUGAUGGAGAGCUACACAUUGGCAGUGAGCUGUGCCCUUACCAAGGCAAUGUGGUUAUCAUCUUAUAUGGGCGAGCGGAUGACGGCAGCCAGCCAAAUCCUUACUUUGGACAGAAGUACCUUGGAGUCAGCAAAGGUGGCACUCUUGAGAUCCAUGGAAAGAAAAAGCUGUCCUGGACUUUCUUAAACAAGACUCUUCAUCCUGGUGGCAUGGAAGAAGGUGGAUAUUACUUCGAAAGGAGCUGGGGCCACCGGGGUGUCAUUGUCCAUGUUAUUGACCCAAAGACAGGGGCAGUUGUCCAUUCUGAUCGGUUUGAUACCUACAGAGCAAAAGAGGAAAGUGUCCGCCUGGCUCAGUAUUUGGGCAGAGUUGCAAAUGGCAUGAUCCUGUCAGUCGCAGUGAAUGAUGAAGGAUCCAGAAACUUGGAUGACUUGGCCAGGAAAGCAAUGACCAAACUGGGCAGCAAGCAUUUCCUCCACCUUGGGUUUAGACAUCCAUGGAGUUUUAUUACCAUUAAAGGAAAUCCCUCCUCUUCUGUCGAAGACCACAUUGAAUAUCAAGGUCACAAAGGGUCAGCUGUGGCCAAAGUAUUCAAACUAUUCAAAGCUGAGAAUGGAGAACAUUUUAACGUCUCUUCAACGAGCGAGUGGGUUCAAGAUGUAGAAUGGACAGAGUGGUUUGAGAAGCCUGACAAAGCGAGAUCUAAGGACAUGGAGAAGCUGUCUGACUUCAAAGCUGCUCAUCCUGACAAAAUCUGCAGGCAGCCCAUUGACAUCCAGGCAAUGACGCUUGAUGGAGCGGAUUUAAGCACUGAGGUUUUCUACAAGAGCGGCCACGAUUACCAAUUUCUGUGCCACGGCAAGGACCAGACAGGCGAGGGCUGCCGCAGCUACAGAGUGAGGUUCCUGUGUGGCAAAUCUGUGAAACCAAAGCUCACGGUAACCGUUGACACCAACGUGAACAGCACGAUCCUGAAUCUGGUGGAUGAUGUGAGCUCAUGGAGACCUGGGGACAGGCUGGUGGUGGCGAGCACUGACUACUCCAUGUACCAGGCAGAAGAGUUCCAAGUGCUGCCCUGCAGAACCUGCAGACCCACCCAGGUCAAGGUAGCAGGGAAAGCCACAUACCUGCACAUCGGCGAGGUCGUCGACGGCGUCGACAUGCGGGCGGAAGUGGGGCUGCUGAGCCGCAACGUCGUGGUGAUGGGCGAGAUGGAGCAGCAGUGCUACGAGUACAGCAGCAAGUUGUGCUCCUUCUUUGAUUUCGACACCUUUGGGGGGCACAUCAAGAUUGGUCUUGAUUUUAAGGCUACCCACAUUGAAGGUCUGGAACUGAAAUACAUGGGCCAGCAGACAAUGGGGCAUUACCCAAUUCAUUUCCAUAUGGCUGGAGAUGUGGAUGAGAAAGGAGGCUACAACCCUCCAACGUAUGUGAAGGACACCUCCAUCCACAACACCUUCUCCCGCUGCGUCACAGUCCAUGGAUCCAAUGGUUUACUGGUGAAGGACGUGGUGGGUUAUGAUGCUCUGGGCCAUUGUUUUUUUACGGAGGAUGGACCAGAAGAGCGUAACACGUUUGACCACUGCCUUGGGCUGCUGGUGAAACCCAGCACUCUGCUCCCCUCCGACCGCGACAGCAGGAUGUGCAAGCUGAUCACAGAGGGAGCUUACCCGGGCUACAUCCCUAAGCCCAGGCAGGACUGUAGUGCUGUAUCCACCUUCUGGAUAGCCAACCCACACAACAACCUUAUAAACUGUGCAGCUGCUGGAUCUGAAGAAACAGGCUUUUGGUUUGUCCUGCACCACGUGCCCACAGGCCCCUCGGCUGGCAUGUAUUCCCCCGGCUACUCCGAGCACAUGCCGAUGGGGAAAUUCUCCAACAACCGCGCGCAUUCCAACUACCGGGCUGGAAUGAUCAUCGAUAAUGGUGUUAAAACCACCCCAGCCUCUGCCAAGGACAAAAGACCUAUCCUGACACUGAUUUCUGGGAGGUACAGCCCACACAAGGAUGCUGAUCCUUUGAAGCCCAGGGAACCUGCAAUAAUUGAGGGCUUUAUUGCCUACAAGAAUCAGGAUCACGGGGCCUGGCUGCGAGGUGGAGAUGUAUGGCUGGACAACUGCCAGUUUGCUGACAAUGGCAUUGGGCUGACCUUGGCGAGCGGAGGGACCUUUCCUCACGACGAUGGCUCCAAGCAGGAAAUCAAGAACAGCCUGUUUGUUGGUGAGAGUGGGAACCUGGGCACCGAGACUAUGGACAAUGAGAUCUGGGGGCCUGGAGGUCUGGAUCACCGGGGAAGGACCCUGCCCAUCGGCCCGGAUUUUCCCAUCCGAGGGAUUCAGUUCUAUGACGGGCCCAUCAACGUCCAGAACUGCACGUUCCGCAAGUUCGCGGCGCUGGACGGGCGGCACACGAGUGCCCUCGCCUUCCGCCUCAACAACGCCUGGCAGAGCUGCCCCAACAACAACGUCACCGCCAUCCGCUUCGAAGAUGUGCCCAUUACUUCAAGAGUCUUCUUUGGAGAACCUGGCCCGUGGUUCAAUGAUCUGGAUAUGGAUGGUGACAAAACAUCAGUUUUUCAUGAUGUGGAUGGUUCUGUGUCAGAAUAUCCAGGCUCAUAUCUGAUCAAAGAAGAUAACUGGUUGAUCAAGCACCCUGACUGCAUUGAUGUACCCGACUGGAGAGGCUCCAUCUGCAGCGGGCACUUUGCACAGAUAUACAUCCAAGCCUACAAGCCAGCCAACCUGAAAAUGAAAAUAAUAAAAAAUGACUACCACAAUCACCCACUCUACUUGGAAGGGGCUUUGAGCAAAAGCACUCAUUACCAGCAGUAUCAGCCAGUUAUAACUCUGAGGAAAGGCUACACCAUCCACUGGGACAAGACAGCCCCUGAAGAGCUGGCCAUAUGGCUCAUCAACUUCAACAAGAAUGACUGGAUCCAAGUAGGGUUUUGCUAUCCUAAGGGGACAACAUUUUCCAUUCUCUCAGACAUCCACAACCGUCUCUUGAAGAAAACAUACAAAACUGGAACCUUCUACAGAACCUCCCAAAUGGAGAAACUGGAGCACAGAUACCCUACCAAAGGGUACUACUACUGGGAUGAGGACACUGGGCUGCUGUUUCUGAAACUCAAAGCCCAAAAUGAGAAGGAGAGGUUUGCUUUCUGCUCUGUAAAGGGCUGUGAGCGAAUAAGAAUCAAAGCUGUGAUCCCAAAGACAGCUGGUGUCAGCGACUGUGAAGCCACAGCCUACCCCAAGUACAUUGAGACACCAAUAGUGGAAGUGCCAAUGCCAAAGAAACUCUCCAGUGCACAACUGAAGACCAAGGACCACCUAAUUGAAGUGAAAAUAGAAACUUACAAGAAACAGUACUUCCACCUGAAGGAUGACUUUGCAUACAUUGAGGUUGAUGGUGUCAGGUUUUUCCUCACUGAAGAGGGUAUCCAACUGGUUGUGAUUGAUGGACACCAUGGAAAAGUUGUUGAUAGAGUAACAUUCAAAAACUCUAUUCUACAAGGAAUCCCGGCACAGAUAGAGAAUUAUGUCAACAACAUCAAAGAUCACUCCAUAGUGCUGCUGACAUCUAAAGGAAGAUUCAUUUCAAGAGGACCAUGGACUAAAGUACUGGAGAAACUUGGAGCAGGAGAGGGUUUUAGGUUAAAAGAAAAAGUGGCUUUUGUCGGCUUCAAAGGCAGCUUCCGCCCCGUCUGGGUAAAGCUGGUCACUAACGAGGACUCAGCUAAAAUCUACCAAGCACUGCCAAUUCCUGUGGUGAAGAAAAUGAAGUUGUGAGGACACCCUGCUGCGCCUGCUGGCCGCCAGCACUGCCCCGUGGGAUGGACGGAUGGAUGGAUGGACGGACAGAUGGAUGGAUGGAUGGACUACUGACCGCUCUGCGCAGGCCUCGCCUGCCUGCGCCACCAGUGUAGCAUUUUGUUGUUGUUGUUGCUGUUCAAAAAGAAGUCUCACUGUAAGCAGCUCGAGUGGCCACACGUGAGAGCAGAGCCCUCCUCUGUGAGCAGCGUGUCUGGGCCGCCAGCCCGCGCUGGCUCAGGCGCUGAGGCCGCCCCUGGCGGGACUGAGCAAGGCCUGAGCUGUUUCUCCAGGCGCUGCUUUUGUCAGCGCUCCUGGGACAGACUGAUGUUAGUGCUGCCUCCUGAAGGGGAGUUCUUGGUCUGAAGACCAUCAAGGACUGUUGCUUCCACCAUCCUCGAAGCUGACUUUUCCUUUUCCAUAGUGCAACUAGCUGCUCACGUAGAUGUGGAAUGCCAGUUCAAAGACUGCUUGACAGUCUGGUGUAGAAAGAGUGGAUUUGAGUGAUUACCUGGAUGUUGGGAAGUGUAACUGGACAGUAAGCAUUUCCCCUAAAGCUUCUGUGAGGUUUGAUCAAGCUCUUUGGGGAUGUGUGUUGUACAUGCAGCCCACGGCACAUAGUUGGGGAAGAAAUGACAGACGGAGUGGACAAAACAUGCCAGCAGAGACUGAUGGAACCACCUAUUCCUGCUUCCUCAGAAAACUGUGUUUUUCCUAUGGAUCAAGGAGUUUUAAUAGUGGCUGUGCAAAUAGGAAAUUUUCCUUCAACAAGCAGCUGCAGGCUAGAAGGAGAGCAAUGUCAAUUAGCACAUGUAUUUUCUCAGCCUUUCCCAUUCAGCCUUUCCCUCUGUAUAACAACCUGCAGGAUCAGUUUCUGGUUGCCAGCUAAUGCCAUCCCAAUUCAAGGCUUCCAAUUUUUGACUAGGAAUACUGGGACUUACCUUAUUCAGCAUCAAAUAGGGUGAGCUGCCCUUGCCUUUCCCAGGACAUCAGAGGGAAUAGGAUGAGACAGCUCUGCUGUGUGUUGCUUUCUGAUCCUGUCUUCAGGCUUAAGAUAUUAUGUCUUGGUCCUCCUGUAAGAGUUACAUGAGACCUGGAUGAGGUCUUUCCAGGUAGCUGAAGAAUUAAAGUGAGAAUCCCAAUGCACUAGUUGGAUGUCUUGUACCUCCUUUCCCCCUGCUUCAGACAAAGACCUGGGUGAUGACGGCAGAUCAGAGUGAAUCAGGACUUUACAGGGGCAUCUCUUGAGGCUGGGAUGUUAACAUUAUCUUGUAAAACACUGAAAGCACUUCUAGUGUUCAGUGAUAUUUCUGUCAGUUGCUCCAAAAUACCACACAGGCGUUUCUGGAGGCUGUGGCUGUUCUAAGAAAUCUAAGGGCAGGGGGGAAGUGUGAAAGACAUCAUGACAAGCUUUUAAAGAAUGUCAGUCUUGCCAGUAAGACUUGGGUUUAUUUCCCCACUUUAUCUCUGCCUGUCCCCACUGCCACAUAAAUUAUUUCAAUUGCUGAUGGCUACUUUGUUUAUGUAAUUAAGUUUUUUUUUUUUUCCCAACAGUAUCAAAAAUGUUACCUUGAAGUUAGACUGAAAAGCAAGGAUCUUGUUUGUCAUUCCAAAGGCUGUGCAGAUACUGGUUUAGAUCAGUUGCUCUGAAUGUCAAAGCAAGCAUGAACAAAAUUUAGAUAUACUGUAGGUUACAUUCCACUCAAGCCUCUCCUGGGUUUUGAAACUGGAAAUGUUCUUUUCAGACUUACUAAAAACUUGUUUUGAAUUCACUGAAUGUCAUGUGUAUUGUACUUAACAAAAAAAUUAAAAAAAAAAAAAUAGUCAAGCCUUCCCUCCCAGCUUCCCAACAAGAGUCUGGUAAUGAAUGCUCCUUAGGCAUUUGUGCCAUUUGCAGAGUGAAUGGGCAACAUUUGUAAAAGGCAAAUAAGAUGGGUUGUUUAUUCCCCAAAAUUGUUAUGAUAGUUUGGAGAUUUUGCAAAUUAUUCCAUGAAAGAGUCAGUCUCACUGGUGUUUCAACCAUGAUCAUCCAAAAGGUUUAUCUGAUGUCCUAUGAUGGCCAAAACAGUGCCAGAUGCAUGAAGUCAAGGGAAGAGACUAACAGGAAUUUCCCUGGGUGUGUCACUUUGGGUUGUUUAAACCUCUUCCCUGCCCUGAGCCAGUGCUGUUGAUUGCAGCAGUUUUGGUGGAACACAUUUGCUUCCAGGAGAUGGACCAAAGCAGGAGUAUUUCCUUCAUGAGCACUUAGCAGAUGGUGGGCAGGAAGGCCAGGCUUGGGAUGUGCCUGGAGUGGGAUUUGGCUUUGUACAAGCCUCAGUGCCAGGGUUGCCCUCUGCAGUGCUCCACUGGCCACAGCCAUUUCCCCUCUCCUGCUCCCUCUAAGUGUGCAAACACCCAGGAGCAUCCCACCAGGUGGGUCUGUCCUCUAGACUGCUUUGUUCAGCUUCUAGGAGCAUGUUGCCUUUGUGCUGAAGUGUAGCUUCUGAUUUUACUGUUUUGGGAAUUCUCAGGGUGAAAGCAUAAGAUUUGGCUCUAGGAAAAAAUGUUUUUCUUUUCCUUUCCUAAAAGAUCUCACCUUAUUAAGAGAGAAAAUUUAAGCAGCUUGUCCUGUGAUGCUGAGCCUGGCACGUGGGGCCUGUUUCGGAGCUGGGGAGGGUCUCCUGCUGUGAAUACCUGCAGGGAAUCACUGCAGGCUGCCAGCCCGAGGGACAGCAGAGCUUUGUGACCGUGUGCAGGGAAAUGCCCAGGGCUCCUGCUGACCUGCACGGCCUGGAGCCAUCCGUGUGUCCUCCGGAGGCACAAUGGAGCCUGCUGCCAUGGCCAGUCAGCAAGAGCUCAGCGCCAAGUGAUUCCUGUUCAGUCUCUGACUGUUCUAGAAACUGCACACCCUGACCAGGGAAUUCCCGGCUCUCGUCCUCUGCCCACCCUGUACAGCCCCUGUACAGCUGCAGUGACCCUCUCUGUAAGGUUUUAUUAGUGCAGAUGUUUCCAUGUUUGCCUACACAGUUGCCAUUGGUGGAGUGGGGUUUUUUUGGUUGCAUUUUGUUUGUUUGUCUCUUUGUUUGUUCGGAUGUUUGGGUUUUAUUGCCUCUGUUCAAUUGCUUGUUUUACCUGUCGCCGAAACAGCUGGUCCUUUUUCGGAGUUAGAUGUUUGUACAUUUUCUUAGAGACGUUCCAAUGAAAAAAAAAGAUAUAUUUUCUAUUAAUUUAUUACAGUGGCACUAAGACAACUCAAUUGCAGACAUAUGAAGCAUUUUUACUGGAGUUGAGCAUUGUCCAGUUCGUUAAGGAGGUUGGCAAUGUGUCUUUUCUGAUAAUCUGCUUUGCACUUGAAAGCUCUCUAUGUCCACAGACCAUGGUGGUGCAUUGACUGUCGGGUUUAUGAUGACAAGAGCUCUUGGGAUAUUGUUUCCAAAAGAUUGUGGCUUACAACUGAAAUAACACGUAGUUGUUUGGAGUACACAAUGUUUAUCAGAAUAAAUAUUCAGUGCAAAUUUCUUAUUUUA